AUGGAUGAACUUGCCCGACGGGGCUUUGCCUUGGUCCUCAUCAGCCGCUCCCAGGAGAAGUUGGAUGACGUCUCAAAGUCGCUGGAGUGUCUGUACAAUGUGGAGACGAAGACCAUUUCUGUGGAUUUUGGGUCCUUAGACGUGUAUCGCACUAUCGAAAGCGGAUUGGCUGGCCUGGAGAUCGGAGUCUUGGUGAACAACGUUGGAAUCUCCUAUUACUACCCUGAGUUCUUCCUUAACAUCCAGCAUUUAGAAAGUUUCAUCAACACCAUGAUAAACGUCAACAUCUCGUCAGUCUGCCAGAUGACACGCCUGGUGUUGCCCGGGAUGGUGGAACGGUCCAGGGGUGUGGUGCUCAACAUCUCAUCAGCAAGUGGCAUGUACCCCAUUCCCCUACUCACCGUUUACUCUGCCACCAAGGCAUUUGUGGACUUUUUCUCACGAGGGCUUCAUGCGGAGUAUAAGAACAGAGGGAUCAUCGUGCAGAGCGUGCUCCCAUUCUUCGUGGCCACGAAGAUGACCAAAAUCAGGAAGCCCACUCUGGAUAAGCCCACCCCAGAACGCUAUGUAGCUGCAGAGCUGUCGACUGUGGGUCUCCAGAACCAGACCAAUGGCUAUUUUCCCCAUGCUAUCAUGGGCUGGGUCACCACGGCCCUGGUUCCCAUCAGUGUGGUCAUCCAUCUUGGCAUGCAGAUGCACAAGGCCCAGCGUGCCAGAUACCUGAGAAGGAGGAAGCAGCACUGAAACCUCGUCAUUGGCUGGAGGGGGACGUGGGAGGAGUCUUCUGAUGCUGCCCUCUGACUCCUGUGAUUUGUAGUUCGUGCUCAUUCCCAUUGAGUCGCUGUCUACAGAGUGCUAUGCGUCGGUAUUCCGGGAUACUGGGCUCUGUCUUUUUUCUGGGGUUCGGGUUUCUGUCUCCGUCUUGUUUACAUUGGGUGGGGUCUGCGUGUCCGUGAGACGGUGAAUGUUUGGUGACGUAUCGAUGACCUGUGACAAGUGAAAUGUCUCACAAAACGCGUUUGACCCAAAGGUGGAAUUUCUGUCAGUCUUAACUUUUUUUCAUAUAUAUACACAAAAGCAACUUAUUUCAAAGAAUGUGGUUUCAGCUACCCUUUUUUAAAGAUUGAUAGAAUCAACAUUGUACCUCUGUGGCUAUUUUGUGACAUAAUACUGGAGUUUGUCUGACGUGU
Messenger RNA from Paramormyrops kingsleyae, 1190 nucleotides. The record is from RefSeq and is a predicted model, not a curated record. Lineage: Eukaryota; Metazoa; Chordata; Actinopteri; Osteoglossiformes; Mormyridae.